Amphibalanus amphitrite is the source of this 2261-nucleotide messenger RNA. RefSeq lists its product as uncharacterized. The record is from RefSeq and is a predicted model, not a curated record. The transcript is spliced from 5 exons. Bases 342 to 1451 code for a protein of 369 amino acids. Lineage: Eukaryota; Metazoa; Arthropoda; Thecostraca; Balanomorpha; Balanidae.
GAAUGUUGCAAGACAAUGGCGCUUCGCAAUUUGCAAAAUGAUUUCAUUCAACGCUUGGAAGGGCACCGUACCGAAAUUAUGACUCAGAAAAGACCCGCAAAAAGCUAUGAAGACGUGGUUAUUUCUAAUUUUUAGUUGUCUAAUUCGCUAGUCGGCUGAUAAGUCCAACGUUUUGGCAGCAGAAAUUGAGCAGUGUCAGCAGAGUUUUCUGAACAGGUGUUGGGCUGUGCAUUUACAUUUUUACCCAUUGUUUGUAAUUUUAUUUAUUUCUAAAAUUGUAUUAUUGCGGUAAAAUAUUGGCUGCAUGCCUUGAUUAUUCAAUAUAAUUUCAAGGCUUCUUCAUGUCAUCAAAGGAUGAGAUUGAAAUACUUUCAGUGGUGCAGAAAUCCUCUGAAGGGCACACAUGUCCCCGCUGUGGCCUAACACUGGGCACUGUCUCACUGCUUAGUCAUCAUCAGCUGCUGCUCUGUGACCAGAGGACGCCAGCAGAAAGUCGCCAUGGCAGAUGUGUCAUUGAAGUGGCUAAGCGGUGCGGUCUGGACGAGCUGCACGUGUUCUCCCUGGAGCGCGAGGCCGGUCUGGAGCGGCGCCGGCCGGCCGGCGGUCCGCGCGCGCCGCCGCCCGAGCCGCCGGCCGGCGCCACCCUGGAGCAGCGUCUGGAGGCGAUCGGCCGACUCACCCUGGAAGACCUGCCCGACGAGCUGGUGGAGCGUCUGCUGAGCGAGGCAGCCAGCUACGGCGGCGGCGGCGGCGAGCCGGAGCCGGGCCGCAGCCAGCUCUACCAGCUGGACAACUCGGCGCUGUCGUACGAGGUGCUGCGGCUGCCGCAGUACCAGGAGCUGUUCGACCGGCUGCGCCAGGAGGCGGCGGCCGUGUCGCCGGCGCCGCUGGACACGGCCGCCUGUCGACAGGCCGGCAUCGGCCAGCCGCUGCUGCAGUCGCUGCUCCAGCAGGCCGAGCAGCUGCGCGCCGACCACCAGAGCGAGUUCGUCGAACACCACUUCUGCCGGCAGUGUCAGGAGCACGUGGAGCGCGCGCUCGUGCUGAACCACGUGCACGCCGGCCUGGCAAACACGUGCGGCUUUUGCGGCCUUACCGUGGGCUACUCGACUGAGCUGAAGGCCCACCUGAGCAAGCAGCACCACAUGCAGCGGAAGCUGACGUGUCCGCUGUGCCGGACCCGCCACGCCACGCCGCACGCGUACCGGAACCACGUGCUGACGCACAACAUGGACGACGAGCUGCUCCUGCCGGGAGAGAACGACCCGCGCCUCGCCAACGGUAACCGUACGUCCGAGUGGCAGUGUGAACUGUGCCGCGAAAUGCCCAUCGGCGUGUCGGUCAAAUUCCGAGACAUCCGGGAGCACGUUACGAGCGGCUGUCGGAUGCUGCACCUCUCAGAGGCAGAGUUCAACCGGCGCUUCCACCCACCACCGCAGCGGGAGAUGUGAGAGACGGACACAGCCCGGCUGUUCCGGCCCGCUCACGGUAAUCAAUCCACAGCUGGGGUGGGAAUAUCUGUUGUCCUUGUCGAGCAAAGAUAGCGACAUCUGCUGUCCUGGCCUGCCUGUACGGUAACACGAGCUGGGAUGGGAAUAUCCGCUGUUCCGUCCCGAUAAAACGGCGAUAGAUACCCGUUGCCCUGGCCCGCUAGUACGGAUGAGGUUUUCCGCUGUCCCGACCCUCUGAGACGGUGAUAUCAGCCGCUGGCCUGGCCCGUUGUACGGUUUGCGUUAGCCAUCGCCAUCACCAGUAUCAGCUGCUGAAUUCUGAUCUGAGUCCCAGGGAUAUCGGGAGCUUCUCUCAAAACAAAGCAUUUCGCUGUCGGAUACCUGACGAAUGAUAGCUGUUGUUGGGUAGAUUAGAGAGUAUGUUUCAUUGUUAUAUUUGCCGUGAAAAUUCGUCGUGACCACCGGACGUUUUAAGACUUAUGAGGCAAUUUGUUUGGGUGACUCGUACAGUUUCAUGUGCUUGUGCACUUAGCUUUGACUAUAGCAACUUGCAAGUUAUGGAGUGCUUGGACUGCUGCCAAGGGAAGCUCAAACAUUUAUAGGGGAAGUUUCGUUAUUUUUUCUUGUGUUUAUAUGCCGGAACGGCCCUUGCUUCACACUGACUCUGAACACCAUUUACCUUUUUAUCUGAAGAUGCCUACCUACCAUUUCUGCUGUGCUGCACUGUGGUUCGGCUGGUGAAAAGUCACAUUGUGAUCGCCGGACCAAUAUCAUUCGGACGUGUUUUCAAUACACGUCAGUGCUGAAAAA